This is a messenger RNA of Hevea brasiliensis (rubber tree), 725 nucleotides long. RefSeq names its product PLAT domain-containing protein 3. NCBI's taxonomy places the organism in Eukaryota, Viridiplantae, Streptophyta, Magnoliopsida, Malpighiales, Euphorbiaceae. Bases 57 to 590 code for a protein of 177 amino acids. Gene Ontology annotation, molecular function: protein binding. The transcript is spliced from 2 exons. The record is from RefSeq and is a predicted model, not a curated record.
CAUUUCAGUCUCUCUCCUCGCAGUCUACCCCCAGUUUCGCAUUUCCACAGCCAAAUAUGGCAUUCAACACUCGCUGUCUCUCUUUUCUCCUCCUCGUCCUCGCCGUCUCCACAGUCGCCGUUUUUGCCGAUGAAGAUUGCGUGUAUACGGUGUACAUAAGGACCGGGUCGAUCUUCAAGGGAGGAACGGACUCCAUCAUUAGCGUCAGGUUCUACGACGCCUACGGCGAGGGGGUGGAGAUCCCGAACCUGGAGUCCUGGGGCGGCCUGAUGGGCCUUAACUACAACUACUUCGAGAGGGGCAAUCUCGACAUUUUCAGCGGGAGGGGACCUUGCCUGAGCACUCCGGUCUGCGCCUUGAACUUGACCUCUGAUGGAAGCGGACCACAUCAUGGUUGGUACUGUAACUACGUUGAGGUAACCAUCACUGGUGUCCACACGCCGUGCUCGCAGCAGCAGUUCACUGUCGAGCAGUGGCUGGCCCGUGAUGCGCCACCGUAUGAGUUAACGGCCAUCAGAAACUAUUGUCCAUUGGAUCUCGUUGAACUUAAAGGUCGAGAUGGGGUAAAAGUCAAAUCUGCAGCCGUAUGAUACGUUUUUAUGGUAUUAUUAUUGGAGAUGAUUAAGAGAGAUGUUUUUGGUCUGUACGUGAAUCUGAUAUGGCCUUAGCGCCGUAUGUAAGCUGUCAUUAAUAAUAAUAAAAGGGCUGUAGCUAAAUUGUCAUUA